Carica papaya (papaya) is the source of this 3111-nucleotide messenger RNA. The record is from RefSeq and is a predicted model, not a curated record. NCBI's taxonomy places the organism in Eukaryota, Viridiplantae, Streptophyta, Magnoliopsida, Brassicales, Caricaceae.
AUGAUCCCGAAUCAUACUUGGAGUGGGAAACAAAGGUGGGAAAAGUCUUUUCAAUCCACAACUACUCGGAAGAAAAAAAAGGUAAAACUUGCAUAUCUUGAAUUCCAAGGUUAUGCACUAACUUGGUGGGAUAAGUUGAAUGUCUCUAGAAGGAGAAAUAGGGAACAACCUAUUGGCACUUGGGAGGACAUGAAGGCAGUAAUGAAGAAGAGAUUUGUACCCCCUCAUUACUAUAGAGACUUGUUCAAUAAGUUGCAAGGCAUAACUCAAGGAUCAAGGAGUGUGGAGGAGUACUGUCAAGAGUUAGACAUGGUUAUGACCAGAGCCAAUAUUGAAGAAGAUCUCGAGGCUUCUAUGGCACAUUUCUUGGGUGAUUUGAAAAGGGAGAUUGUUGAUGUUGUUGAAUUGCAGCACUACAUGGAUUUGGACGAAAUGCUUCAUAUGGCUGAGAAGGUAGAAAAACAAUUAAAGAAGAAGAGUGGUUCAAGUAAGUUUUCUUCUACUCAAUCAUCUUGGAAAGGAAAUAAUGUGAAUAAAAAGGAUGAUGUGAAGAAGGCAGAAUCCAAGAAAUUUGAGCUAAAGAGUUUUUCAAAUGGUGAUUCUAGUAAGAGCUCUUUUAUUUUUAAACUCACAUGUUUUAAAUGUUUGGGAAAUGGCCAUAUUGCUUCUCAAUGUCUUAAUUCCAUAACCAUGGUUAUGCUUGAUGAUAGAUCUUAUGUGAGUCAAAGUGAAGGGGAAGAUGAAAAGGAAGCCAAUUCAUGUGAAGAUGAAGGUGAUCAAUGUGAAUUCAGUGGUGAUAAAGUUCUUGUUACUAUGAGGGCUUUGAAUAUGCAAGUUCAAGAAGAAGAGGCCCAAAGACACAACAUAUUCCAUGCAAGAUGCAAAGUGCAAGAUAAGGUAUGCAUGCUUAUAGUUGAUGGUGGAAGUUGUACUAAUUGUAUAAGUACUUAUUUUGUAGACAAGCUGGAGUUGCCAAUGAUCAAGCAUCCUACACCAUACCGCUUGCAAUGGCUCAAUGAUAGUGGAGAAAUUAGGGUGAAUCGGCAAGCUAUGGUAAAAUUUUCCAUUGGUAAAUAUGAGGAUGAAGUUCUUUGUGAUGUAGUACCAAUGAAUGCAGGUCAUAUUCUACUUGGACGACCAUGGGAGUUUGAUCGUGAAGCCAAUCAUGAAGAUGUGCUACCUGAGGAAGUGCCCGAUGGAUUACCUCCAAUUUGAGGUAUUGAGCAUUAAAUUGAUUUCCAGCUCGGUGCAACUAUUCCAAACCGUUCAGCAUAUCGAGCAAAUCCGGCGAAAACAAAAGAGCUCCAAAGGCAAGUUGAUGAAUUGUUAUCUAAAGGACAAAUCCAUGAGUCUCUAAGUCUUUGUGCUGUUCCUGUGAUUUUAGUUCCAAAAAAAGAUGGUACAUGACGCAUGUGCAUUGAUUUAAUUUUCCUUGGCUAUGUGGUAAGUGCUAAUGGUUUGAGAGUUGAUGAAGCAAAUAUUGAGGCUAUUCUUGACUGGUCAAUUCCAACAAGUGUGACUGAGGUAAGAUCUUUCCAUGGGCUUGCUAGUUUUUAUCGAAGGUUUGUUAAAGAUUUUUCAACAAAAGCAGCCCCUCUUAAUGAGUUGGUAAAAAAAAAUGUAAAGUUUGAAUGGGGUAAUUCAUAACAAAAAGCUUUUGAUCAAUUGAAGCAUGAUUUGACUAAUACAACCGUUCUAGCUUUGCCUAAUUUUUCUAAAACUUUUGAAGUUGAAUGUGACGCUUCAGGAAUUGGAAUAGGUGUUGUUUUGCUUCAAGAAGGCCGACCACUUGUUUACUUUAGUGAAAAGUUAAAAGGAGCUCAUUUGAAUUAUCCAACUCAUGAUAAGGAGCUUUAUGCCAUUAUGAGGGCAUUGGAAACAUGGCAGCGUUACCUCAUGCCAAAAGAGUUUGUGAUCCACACUGACCAUGAAUCUCUCAAGUAUCUCAGGGGACAAAAGAAUUUGCAUAAGAGGCAUGCUAAGUGGAUAGCAUUCAUUGAGACUUUUUCCUAUGUUGUGAAGUACAAGAAGGGUAAGGAAAACAUUGUUGUUGAUGCAUUAUUCUACAAAAAUAAUGGUUUCUUGUUUAGAGAAAACAGAUUGUGUGUUCCACAAUGUUCUUUAAGGGAGUUACUUGUGCGAGAGGCACAUAGUGGUGGAUUAAUGGGACAUUUUGGGAAUUCUAAAACUCUUGAUGUCUUGAAUGAACAUUUCUACUAGCCACACAUGAAAAGAGACGUUGGAAAGCUUUGUGGAGGAUGUGUUGAGUGCAAACGAGCAAAAUCCAAGUCUUCCUCACGAACGUUACACUCUAAUGCUAUACUUCAAUCACCUUGGAUUGACAUAUCCAUGGAUUUCAUUCUAGGGCUGCGUAGAUCACAACGAGGUAUGGAUAGUAUUUUUGUUGUGGUUGAUCAUUUUUCUAAAAUAGCUCAUUUUAUUCCUUGUAGGAAAUCGGAUGAUGUAAAGCAUGUUGCCAAUUUGUUCUUUAGAGAAGUGGUUCGACUACAUGGGGUUCCUAGAAGCAUAGUGUCCGACAGAGAUGUCAAAUUUUUGAGUUACUUUUGGAAGACACUUUGGGGAAAAUUGGGAACCAAAUUGUUGUUUUCAACCACAAGUCAUCCUCAAACAGAUGGACAAACGGAGGUGACAAAUCAAACUCUUGGUACACUCCUAAGGGCAAUCCUCAAAAAGAAUCUCAAGAGUUGGGAGGAUUGUGUACCAAUUGCUGAAUUUACAUAUAACCGAACUAUGCAUUCAUCCACAUGUUUAUCUCCUUUUGAAAUUAUUUAUGGUUUUAAUCCACUAACUCCUUUAGAUCUUUUUCCUCUAGAUUGGGUUUGGGUUCAUAUGAGGAAGGAAAGAUUUCCCAACAAAAGACAGACAAAGUUACACCCUCGUGGAGAUGGUCCAUUUCAAGUCCUUCAAAGAAUCAACAAUAAUGCCUACAAGUUGGACUUGCCCGGUGAGUUUGGAAUUAGUAAUACUUUCAAUGUUUCUGAUCUUUCUCCAUUUAAAGAUGAUGCAGGACACGAUUCGAGGUCAAAUCUUUUUAAGGGAGAGGGAACUGAUAGCGAUCAAAUGCACAAAAGUUCAAAUGUUGCUAAUUAG